Molecule: messenger RNA, 500 nt
Organism: Haliotis rubra (blacklip abalone)
Lineage: Eukaryota; Metazoa; Mollusca; Gastropoda; Lepetellida; Haliotidae
Exons: 2
Coding region: 50-424 (124 amino acids)
Source: RefSeq, a predicted model, not a curated record
UCGCGUCAUAGGUGGGUCCUGUUACCUCGACAGCGACUGUGACAGCCUAAUGGAGGGGUCGGGAUGCUACGGCGGAAAAUGUUACUGUCGUCCACGUUUGUUGUACUCACCGUCCGCCGGGGCAUGUAUGCAGUGUUCAACCUUUGGCACUACCUUUAGUGUGUAUCCAGAUCUUGGUGUGAAGGGCAACAAUGACGUCAGAUUCUACCAAGUUGCAGGGCCUGAAGACUGCAAGAGGAGAUGCCUAACGAUGAAGGAGGGACUGUGCAGAUCGAUUGAAUACACAGAAACAAGAGCCUUCAUGCUUAGUGUAAAUAUUGGGAAAACAUGUUAUGCUUCGUUUGCAUCGCUGGAGGCCAUGAGAAAGGGUGACCUCAUUGAGCCCGAUGGCGAGUGGACCCUCAUUUUGCGGGACUGUCAGUGAUUGCGGAUGGACCCUCAGCCUGCGGGACUGUCAGUAAUUGCGGAUGGACCCACAAGCUGCAGGACUGACAGUGACU